Molecule: messenger RNA, 3406 nt
Organism: Xenia sp. Carnegie-2017
Lineage: Eukaryota; Metazoa; Cnidaria; Anthozoa; Malacalcyonacea; Xeniidae
Exons: 6
Coding region: 1828-3309 (493 amino acids)
Molecular function (GO): GTP binding
Source: RefSeq, a predicted model, not a curated record
CAGUUAGAGGCGCGUGGGAGUGACUGGCAGCGCUAUUUAAUUAAACUGUGGAAUUUAUAGCCAUUUAUUCGCUCAGCUACCAAAGGAUAUAUGACCAUGGCAACACCGCUGGAGUUUGCAGCAGUCAUUCGAGGUUCUUAUUGCGUGUGAUUCUUGUCGCAGCUAGAAAUAUGAUGUCAAUUAAGACAUCUAUUUCAUCUAUGUUGUUGUAUUCAAUGGCACAACGUGUUUCCUUCAUGCACAGUAAAUUCUUAUUUGCCAGAACUAUCUUCUUUGUUCCCGUGUCAUCGGGGUCGAUAACACAACUUAGUCACAAAUAAUGGAGUGGUUUCAUGAUUCUCAUUCCAAUCGUUAAAAUGGUUGCUUUGAAACUUGAAAGUGUGCACGCAAGCAUAUUUUACAAAAUUCUUCAUACACAAGACAGCGUCUUCAGUAUUGACGUUUCAACGAGUAAUUUUGAAAAACAUCUAAUUAUUUAGAAUAAAUAAUAUUUUUGUUGUUCCAAUCUCUUUUGCUAUCAUGUGACGAUACAGUUAAAAACAUUAAUGCAUAUGAUUUCAAAUUUUGUUUCACAAUGUUGAUAUUCACAAUGUAGAAUAUAUAAUGAGUGAUUCUAUAUUGAAUGAGCACAGGUUUUGUUAUUUUAAUGACAUGCAAACAAUUUUGCCACGUAUAGAUGUGCAUUUUCAGGAUUCUGUUCUUAUUGAUUUUCGAAGUCAAACUUCGCCAUAAAAUUCAGAAUUUCGUUGCUGGAUAGUAGAUACUUUGGAAUUUUUGCCAUUUAAUCGAGUCGGCAUUUACGAAGAAUUUUAGGUUAGCUAUUCUGAAUAAUUUGAACUUUAACCACGACGUCCACGGGAAGGUACGCCGCUGUAAAGAUCCGCGGUGCAGAACAACAACGUUCAACACAGAUAUUUAAAAGAGUUGUAUUGGAUUAAGUUUUGAUAAAGAAAUGGGCACUACCAACUCUUCUCAAUUAAAGCCUUUACCAUCAUCUGAUGAUCAAAUAAAGGCAGAAUUAAAUGAGAUUAUCAAAAUGGAUGUUGAAAAUGCAGAACAAAAUCCCAGAGCUAAACUUUAUAAAUUCAUACUUUCAAGCCGGAAAAUUCAACGCCAUUCUAAAUUUGCUAUGAUAUUGCUUGUUGGAAGUAGUGGAUCUGGUAAAUCAUCAACAAUAAAUCAUUUACUGGGUACUGGAGUUGCUAAGACAAGUAAUAAUCAAUCAUCUACACAAAAAACAUCUGAGUAUAUUAUUACUUUUGACGAACCAAAGUAUGAAGUGAGUGACUUAACCAUGAGAAUUAUUGACACACCUGGCUUCAAUGAUGGUGAUGGUGAUAAACAAGAUGCAUGCAAUUUUCUAUCUAUUAAAAAGUAUUUCGAAACGCAUCCCGAAUUAAAAGAGGAAACUAAGAUUUAUUCAAAUAUUGUGUUCUUAGUCACAAAAGCCGAUGAUAACAGAAUUAGGGGAGUCAAUAGCACACUUUCAAAAUCCUUGAGAGUUAUCAAGAUGUUGGAAAUUGUUGACAUCAGUCUUCCAAAUCUCGUCGUGAUUUUAACACAUGCUUGUUCUGUUGGUUACUACAACGUGAGAAAAUGGAAAGAGAACAUGCGAGAAAAGAAAAAUUUUGUGUCAGAUCUUGUUUUUAAUUCUUUGGGAGUGAGGCGCCAGUUGUAUUGAUAGAAAAUAAUCCUGAUGAUUAUGGACUUGAAAAGAAUGGAGAUUUCACAAUUCUUCCCAAUGGUGAAAGACAACCUCUGAAUUUAUACAAUGCUUGCCUUAGCCUACUAAGGGAAAGCAGAGAUAAAGCAGAUAAAUAUGGCCAAAUGUUGUUGAAUGCUGCAUUUACACGAAAGAAAAAGAAUCGACCGACGAAUGGUCAUGAGGUUAAAGCCAAAAUUGCAAAAAAAGAGCCAUCAUCAGUUGAGGAAUUGAAACUCGCAAAUGAUUUUAAAAAAGCUGCUAAGGGAGGUUUUGACAAAGAAAUGGGCAUUGCUGUGUUUUCCAAGUUAAAGCCCUUACCAUCUGAUGAUGAAUUUAAAGCGGAAUAUGACACUUUCAAGAAUUUUGAUGAAACUGCAGAACCAAUGUCACGGGCGAUACCAUAUCAUUUUUCAUUGUCAAGUGCGAAAAUCCAACGCCAUUCUAAAUUUGCUAUGAUAUUGCUUGUUGGAAGUACUGGAUGUGGUAAAUCAUCAACAAUAAAUCAUUUACUGGACACCGGAGAUGGAAUCCCAGUUGCUGAAACAAAUAGUUAUAAAUCAUCUAUGAAAAAAACAUCUGAGUAUGUCAUUACUUUUGACGAACCGAAGUAUGAAGUGAGUGAUUUAGUUUUGAGUGUUAUUGAUACCCCUGGCUUCAACGAUGGCGAUGGCGUUAAACAAGAUGUGUGCAAUUUUGUAUCUGUGAAAAAAUACUUUGAAACACAUCCCAAAUUUCCUUCGAAAACAAAGUUUUAUCCAAAUCUUGUGUUCAUAAUUGCCAAAGCCAAUAAUUUCAGAAUGAAAGGAGUCAAUAGCACACUUUCAAAAUCCUUAAGAGGUAUCAAGAUGUUGGAUAUUGUUGACAUCAGUCUUCCAAAUCUCGUCGUGAUUUUAACACAUGCUUGUUCUGUUGGUUACAACAACGUGAGAAAAUGGCACGAGACGAUGGAAGAAAAGAAAAUUUUGGUGUCAGAUCUUGUUUUUCAAAUUUUGGGAGUUAGGGCACCAGUUGUAUUGAUAGAAAAUAAUCCUAAUGAUUACGGACUUGAAAAGAAUGGAGAUUUCACAAUUCUUCCCAAUGGUGAAAGACAACCUCUGAAUUUAUACAAUGCUUGCCUUAGCUUACUCAAAAAAAGCAAAGAUGGAAACGAUGUCAUAGAUAAAUUUGGACACAUGGUGUUGAAUGCUGCAUUUACACGAAAGAAAAAGAAUCGACCGACGAAUGGUCAUGAAGUUAAAGCCAAAAUUGCAAUUAAGGGGGAGUUAUCAGAUGAGGAAUUGAAACUCGUAAAAGAUUUUACUGAAGCUGCUAUAGGAGGUUUUACCAACUCUCUUGCCCAGCGUGCGAUGCAGUAUAUUUCCGAGAACAACAUCCAGGACAAGUCUGUAAAAAAAGAACUUUUAGAACUGGUGGUAACUAUGAAUUUGAUGGGAUUAUCGGAUGAUUCAAAAUUGAGGAGUAUAACAAUUAGUGAAAUCAACUGUCGUCAUGGCGACGAUAUCACUGAACAUGGCCUUCAAAUGUUGGAAAAAAAAUUUGGGAUAAAAUGUGCCGAAUCAUUUUAUCCAGGUAUUUUUAAAUGGCUCUAUCUUAAAUUGUUCUAAUAGUUAAUUCUAAACAAUUAUAGCUAAUCCAAUUCAUAGCUUAUUUUUGAAUACUUAUUUCAUCGUAUGUAUGGUGAAUAAACGUAAUUUCUGAAAA